AGUUUUGGCAUAUUUAAUGCCACUCACCUAGUUGUACUUGUGAGGGUUGAACUUUGGAUCUUUGGUAGUGUGCGAUCUGGGUGGCCAGUGCUGCCCUGUUGGAGGUAUAGGGGUCCAGUGGGCAGUGCCACUAGGCGGCUUUCUUUUGUCGUUUGUGUAUGUUUUGUUGUUUGGGGGAUAGCCUCCCAUUUUUUAUUUCACACUUUAACAGAUUCAUUUUUUGCUUUUCAUUUUAUUCUUUUUUGGCUGGGCUAAACCUGUCUUCUGGGUGAUGUAGGCCAUCAUGUCUUGUAUAUUCUUUUCUCUGAGCUAUGUUUCCCAUGGUAUUCCUAUUAGAAAUUUUCUUGUCACAUCAUAAUUUCCCCUUUGGAAUGCCAGCAUUUUGCUUUUUGGUCCUCGAUAAGUGUAACAGGCUUCCUGUCCCUGACAAUGGGAAUCCAAUUUACUUCAAUAUAUUAUACAAUGAACUGUAUGUACUCUUAAGAUUUUAUGAUGUAAACCAGUUAGGUAUAUAACUACAACUAUGGUUGAUUGAUGCUUUUACUUUUAAUGUUAUUUAAAUGAAUUUAUAAUGAACCAUCCCAUUAGUGACCUUGAUAAGGACAGGAAGCCAGUGGCUUGUCAAAGACCUCCCACCCCAUUUGUAUUGAUGAUUUUAGAUAAGAUAAUCGAUAAUGUUUAUCCAGGUAAAAGUACAUAUAUUCAAAAUGAGUUACACACAUAAUGUUGGAUUUAUAGCUAGUACAUACUAUGCCUAAAGCCAUUAAAUACGAACAGUUUAUCCAGCUGGAUCUUGAAUUGAAGCAAUGAUUUAGCAUUUACAACUUUGGCAGGUAGGCAGUUCCAUGGAUCUAUAAUCCUCUGGGUGAAAAGCAUCUCCUGUUUCCUGUUCUUCAUUGUGACUUGUUAAGGUUGAAGCUGUUGCUCCUUGUAUGAGUUAUAUCUGGCCUUUAAAAAAGUGGAGUUGCAACACAUGUUAACCAUGUCAGGGAAAAUUCUACCACUACCAGAGUCAGUGCGGUCUCAGUUGCGGUCAGGGAUUACCAUUAUCUCUGUUGCACAGUGUGUGGAGGAAUUGGUUUUAAACAGCCUUGAUGCCAAUGCAACUUGCAUAGCUGUCAGAGUGGAUUUUGGCAUAUUUAGAAUUCAGAUUGUUGACAAUGGUUAUGGAAUACGUCAUAGAGAUCUUAAAUAUUUGGGAACAAGGCAUGCAACUAGCAAGUGUCAUACUCUUGAUGAUCUCAAUAGUAAUUUGUCACAUUAUGGGUUCCGUGGAGAAGCACUGGCCAGCAUUGUUGAUAUGGCAGCUAUUGUUGACAUCACAACUAAACCUCGCGGUUCUACUCAAACCUUCUCUAAGCUAUUCACUUAUGGACAAGAAAAGUCUGUUAGUGUUAUUAAGAAUCCAAGACCAAGUGCUGGUACCACUCUAACAGUUCAAGAUUUUAUGUAUAACAUGCCAGUUAGAAGGAAAUUAAUAAAAGAAGCAAUUGAUAUUGAGAGCAUAAGGAAACGUUUGGAAAGUUUUGCCCUAAUGCAUCCUGAAGUAUCAUUUAGUUUUAGAAAUGAUAAGAAUGGCACAGUGAUAAUGCAGACCUCAAAGUGCACUAGUAUAAUGUCCACAUUUAUGCAGCUGUUUGGUGCAGACAAAGCCCAGGCCCUGGCAGAAGUAGAACAUACACUUGAUCAAUUUUCAAUUUCAGGUUACAUUAGCACACAACCACACUUGACAAAGGCUCUUCAGUUUGUUUAUGUAAAUAAAAGGGUUAUUUUAAAAACUAAGAUACAUAAAAUACUUAAUUGGCUCCUGGCUAGAAGCUCAAUCAUUAGCAGUAGACUCCAUCCAAGUAGUUCAGGACCAGGAAAAACUCCUUCAAGUCCUGCAAAAGGAAUGAAUCUCUACGGAAUAUAUUUAAUUAAUAUUGAAUGCCCUUAUAGUGACUAUGACAUAUGUCUUGAGCCGACCAAAACUCUAGUGGAAUUUAAAGACUGGGAUAAGUUGUUACUUUGUAUUGAGGAAAUGAUCAUAAAAUUCAUACAAGAAGAGAACUUGGUUAUCUCCAUUGAUGAAAGGUAUCGUAGAUCUGGUAAAGACCAAGAAAUGGAAGACGAAGGAAGUUUGACCAUGACCCAAAAUAGCCCGUCGCUUCUAGAUAUGUUCAGCCUGAAGAGGGCUGGAGAAGAAAGCAGUGUACAAGGAGUGUCUCAAGAGAAGUAUGGACUCACGCUGUGCACCCAGGACAACUUGCUAGCUGUUCACAGUCUUCCAGUCAAAAGAGCUAAGAAGAGUCACAACAAAUUUGACAGGUUUAGUAGCAUUAAUACCAAUGAAGACAAUACUGAGGACAUUGCCAUUCAUAAAAAUGCAGUUCAUGAAAGCUCAUUUUCUAGUAAAGAGAGUGGAAAAAAUAACACUUCCCAGGAUGAGCACUUGGAAUGUGAUUCCUCACCACCCAUAAUUUCCAUGUUUGAUUCAAAGCUGCAAGGAAUAGACAAUAUUUACAAGAGUAAUAGCAAUACCAAAGAUAUUUCAGAAACGGAAAAUACCAACACUGGUAUGUCUAGCUCUUUAGAGCAAUUUAAAAGAUUUAUAGAUGAUUCUCUUGAAAGUGAUAAAUUAUUAAAAGAGAAAGGUACUUCAAACCUUAAUCAUGUUGUUGUAAAAACUGGAGUGCCAUUGUUAAAGAAAAACUGUGAUAUUUCUGAGAAUGGGGAAUAUGAAAAUAAACUCCCUAAAAAUGUGAGUGAAAAUAUGAGUUCCUUAGAAGAAUUCAUGAAUUUUUACAAUGCUGACAGAAGAAAAACAGAAUUGGAGUCGUUCAAGACUCCUGAACAGGCAGUGAGACACACCCCUUCAACACCACCUCUACUAAACAUAACAAGAAGUUCUUUGCAGACUUCUGAGAAACUAGGAGACGACUUGGAUUUUGAUACUAAUCUAAGAUCAAACAUUAAAAAGACUAAUGAGAACAAAUCCCUUACUAAAUCUCUAAGCAGUAGACUGAAAAAACACCAAAACAAAACAAAAACAUUGCAAACACUCCAAAAUUUUGGCUACAAUAAAACAAAUGUAAUGUCAGGUUAUUCAAACUGUAUGUCUGGCAAUGCAAGAAAAUUCAAUGAACAAAAAGAUAAAUGUUGUGAUAAGACCCAGCCAAAUAUCUUACCAUCUUGGGAAGAAGUGGAGGCUAGUGUACAAGGCCCAGAACACAAACAAAGCAAAAUAUUUAAUGAUGAUAAGAAUGACUUUAACAGUAGCUUCAGGUUUCAACCAGUCAUUUCUAAGAAAAUAGAACCAAAGAAUGAUAUGAGAGAAUUUUUAUCAGAUGGAGAAAGGUUUGUGGAAAAUCUGGAAAUAAAUGAUGAUGAUUCCCUUUGUUAUAAGAAACCCACAAGACAGGAGUCAAUAAGUGUUGAGAGGGAACCUCUUGUUCCAAGGGAACAUUCUGAUAAAUUUUGUUCUUCAAAAGAGGUUCACCGUCAGCUCGAUCUUGAAACGCAUGAAGUCCUUGAUACAACAGAGAAUUUUAAUACAUGCUCUUAUAUUACUACUAUAUUGGAACAACCAAACAAAUAUAUACAUCAGCAUAGUAAAGUUUCAACAUCCUUUGAAAAGGAGACAUCACAUUAUCAGAGUAAAUGUGAAAGAACUAUUGAAGGAGUUGACCCAGUUGAACCCAUUAACAAAGUAAUUCAUCCUCUAGAUUCUUCAAGAAGCAAUCACAAUUCUGUUAAAAGUACAACAGUAUUGGAGGAAAAACUGAUGACAUCAUGUCCAUUAGAAGUUGUUACAGAACAUGAUCCACCAUUGUUACAUGUACCAUAUGUUGUGCAUGCCAGAAAAGAGAAUACAGAAAAGAGUGACCAGAGUAGUGUGUCACAUAGCUUAGACUUUGACUCUAGCAAUGGCGUGUGUUCUGCCUCCUCCUCAACACAGCCUUUUCAGUUAGAAAAUAUCUCUUACAGUAAUAAUCCAUGCAACAGAUUGCAUUCUGAAGAUAAUCAGGGCACAGAUUGUGCCAUUAUACAUGAAUCUCAGGGUUUUACACUCUCAGACUCGUGUACAAGUUUACAAAACAAGAUAUACAGUGGCUUGAACUGUGAAAACAAAGAGGAAGAUAACAGUGCUGCUGUACGAUUCUCUGAAGGUUUUACACCCCCAGAUGAUUUAAAUGAAAAUGUAAACUAUGAUAUUACUAUAACAACAGCUCAUAAAACUCAUGUUAAAUCUAUAGACUCCAACCCUUCAACAAUUCAUGAAGACGUUGAUGAUACUCGAGGUAUUACAAACACUACAUCUGAACGCAACAAUGGAAAUGACAUUCAUGAAGAAUACGAACAAUCAUACAUUUUGCCCCAAAAUUAUGAAAAAGAGGAUUUAAAGGAUAUAAAUUCCUCUACUGUAAAGAUUAUAAAUGUUGCCAUAAGGUCACAUUCCCAAACCCUUGCAUCACAUACUGUCAAAGACAGAAAGUUUUUCAGUGAAAAUACCAUUCAAAAUGAAAGUUUGCAAUGUGAUGAAAGCAAAUUUGAAGUAAAAAAGCAGCAUGUUCUGCCAUUACUAAGUUCAUUUGAUAUCCAAAACAAUACCAUAGAUAUCACAGACAGUAGCAAAAACGUAGUUGAUGAGGAAACUAACUCGCCUUCUUCCAAGUCACCAAAUCCAUUCUCUGAAAGUCUUCAUUUUUCCCAGCUCACAAUACCAGAAGAUAUGGCAGCAGCUCUACCAAAAUCUUGGGGGACAUCCAGUGUAAAUACAUGUGACUCUGAAAAAACUGAAUCUGUGGUUUUCUCCUUAGGAAGCCUGUCUUCCUGUUCAAGUUUGAUGAUACCAAAGGCUAAGCAAAAAUUGCCAUCAUGUGAAAUAACUUUUCAUGGUAAGAUGAUUAAUGUUGGAGGAAAUUAUAGUACUCAAAAAGGAAAUCUAGAAAAUGCUAGUGAGGAGUUGCAAUGCACUAGUAACACAACAUCACUAAUAGCAAAAUCAUGUGCUCUGAAAGAAAACAGUACGAGAAUGAGUUCAGACUUGGAAUCUUUUGGUGUCAAACCUAAAGAUAAUAUAAUUAUAAACAUAGAAGAGAAUAAAACCAUAACUAAUCAAGUUUAUAAUGAUGUAACCCUGUGUUCUUCAAGAGAGAAUAAUGCUGACCCACAAAAUCCACAAGAUGACAGCAUCCAAGGAGUUAAUAAUACACAAGCUAACAGCACUCAAGCAGUUAACAAUACACAAGAUGACAGUACCCAAGGAUUUAGUAAUGCACAAGAUGACAGUACCCAAGAAGUUAAUAAUGCACAAGAUGACAACAACCAAAGAGUUACAAAUGAUAAACAAGAUGACAACACCCAAGGAGUUAAUAAUGAACAAGAUGACAGCACCCAAGGAGUUAAUAAUGCUGCCUGUCCAGGUAACAGGUGGAAAGAAGUAUAUGAUAAAAGUGGAAGAAAAGUUUAUAUUCAUCUGAAGACAGGAAACACAUCAUAUGAUCCUCCACCACAAGAGCUUGUUCCAGAAUGGACAAGUAGUCAACCACUUGGAGCUCCUCUUCUCAAAAUACCAUUGACACAUGAACCUUGGUAUAAUCCCUUAGGAAAAGUUACAGCUAAUAGGCAGGCAUUUACUCUCAGCCAUGGUUUUAAUUCUCUUUUAUCAUGGAAAAAAUCGAAGGAUAUUGAAGAAAAUAAAGACUUGAGUAGAAAAAGUAAAUAUUCCACAAGAUUAAAUAUGGAAUCUUCAUUAAAUAAUACAUGUAGUACUAAUAUCAAUAUUCAAGAGAAGGAAGGUAACAACCCUGUAGCUGUUAGUGAAGAUGAUUCACUUCUAACUGCUGAAGUCUCUGAAGCAAUAGCCUUACUACUUAAAGACUCUGAAACUGAUGAAGACACCAUUAAGUGGUCAAGCAAGCCCACAGAGCUUCACCAAGACAAGCCAGAAUCUGCAGAAGUAGCAGAGAUUUGCCAGUUGUGGGAAGCUCCACAGUUUGCUAUGGAUGCUGACAUUCUCACCUCAGAGGUUCAGGCAACAACUGCAGAAAGAGGAGCAAUAACAAAAAAGGGAGCUGUGGUGAGGGUGUACAAUAUUGUCCAUCCAUACAAGUUUUCUAGGGAAAUGCUUCAAUCUUGUAAGGUAAUUGGACAAUUAGACAAGAAAUUUAUAGCUUGCAGCAUCACAUAUCCACCAUAUGACUAUCACGAGCAGAGACCUAGUGAACUGAUUGUCCUCUUUGACCAACAUGCAGUUCAUGAGAGAGUUCGUUUAGAGGCCAUUAUUAAAGAGAAUUUUGAAGUGUUAGACUCCGGGGAAUCUGUAGUUCGCAGCUCAACAAUUACCCCUCCGCUUGAGAUGUCACUUCCAGAAGAUGAAGUGAGAAUGAUGAUGGCAUUUUCUGAAAUAUUUAUCCAGCGAGGUCUUCACUUCACUCAGAUAAGUCCAUCAAAAGUGAGAUUUCAAUCAAUUCCAAGCUGUUUGGUGGCUAAAGAAGCAAAUGAGGUGCGCCACAAACGUUGUCAAACAGCUAGUGCUAUUGUGGAGAGCAUUGUCCGUGACAUGUGUCAUACGCUUCAUCAGACAGCAGGCGUAGUAGGAGUUGUGCCAAAGCCUAUUACAUAUGUACUAAAUAGUAUAGCUUGUAGAGGAGCUGUCAAGUUUGGAGAUGAAUUAACAUUAAGUCAGUGUGAGGAACUUAUUUCUUCAUUGUGGUCGUGUCAGUUACCUUUUCAAUGUGCCCAUGGUCGCCCAUCCAUUGUCCCCAUUGUCAACCUUACUCAUCUGGCAACAAUAAACAAGAAGGAAAGCAAGCCGAAUUUACGUAAGCUGAGGGAUGCACUACUAGACUGUACAGGAGACUGAUGCAUGGAUGGUAUUAUUGACCAACACAGUUCACCAGAGGUUUCUGUCAUGUAUUCCAAGAACUAUGCCUUAAACAACAUACAUAUUUUGGGUGUUCAUUACAAUACUUAAAUAUUCACCAUUUAAAAAGUGGUUUUACAAAGUUUAAGUUUUGUGCUGCUAUAGCUCAUAAUUUGAUGAGCUUGGCACAUAUGGUAUUCCCUAACAUACCUGUGUUAUGUUCCUACAUACUACGAUCGAGGUACUGGUAUUUCAUCAAUAUAUACGACCUCCAACUAAAACUUUUCUCUACAGCCAAUCCUCACUCUUAUGGGUUCACUCAUCACUUCUGAGUUUAUAACUUUAUUUGUAUGAUAAAAAGAAAGAAGAGAGUUUACAAUGUAUUUGAUAAUACAUUAGUGUUUGGAUAAGAAAUGCCUGUUAUGUAGUCAUACAGCAGUUAUAAAAUGGCCUUUAUUUCUACUCAAACAUGUUAUUCCUAUUGUUAAUCAUUGGCAUUAGAAUCUAUUUGUUAAGAUUUACCAAAUCUUUAUUCAAAACUGAUUAUAAAUUUCUAAACGUAAUGUUGUUGACAAAUGUACAGUAUUGUACUUAAAGAAAUGCUCACCGUUAUGAUCCGAGCCAGGCUGGGAAAACUAUAAAAAGUUGACGCUUUUCUUAUGUCAUGUCAAGGUUUUUGUUAUGGAGUGUUAAUCUUACCAAGUAUGUUGUGUUAUCGAUAACACACAUGAAGUGUAUUUAGUGGCUUACAGUACAGUCACAUAUGCAAGUGUAGAAUAAAAAAUUGCAAUAUCUUAAAAUGUUUGUGGAAUAUUAAAGUGCAAAAAAAAUAUAUAUAUAUAUAUAUAUAUA
This is a messenger RNA of Procambarus clarkii (red swamp crayfish), 7699 nucleotides long. The record is from RefSeq and is a predicted model, not a curated record. NCBI's taxonomy places the organism in Eukaryota, Metazoa, Arthropoda, Malacostraca, Decapoda, Cambaridae.